Molecule: messenger RNA, 162 nt
Organism: Symbiodinium necroappetens
Lineage: Eukaryota; Dinophyceae; Suessiales; Symbiodiniaceae
Source: the annotation of a GenBank genome assembly
AUGAGAUCCUCAACUUGCUUUUCGUCGCCUUGGAUGCAACUGCAUUUCCACUUGAAGCACGCGAGAGGGCGUGUCUGCUGCUGUGCUAUCUCGCCAAUUUCUCAGAGAAGGUGGCAACGGCGAUUUCCCGUGGUGGAUCGCCACUUUGGCAGUCGAUGCUAG